Messenger RNA from Brassica rapa (field mustard), 1555 nucleotides. RefSeq names its product signal recognition particle 43 kDa protein, chloroplastic. NCBI's taxonomy places the organism in Eukaryota, Viridiplantae, Streptophyta, Magnoliopsida, Brassicales, Brassicaceae. Gene Ontology annotation, molecular function: protein binding. The record is from RefSeq and is a predicted model, not a curated record.
UGUAUGAAUGAAUGGCUAAGAUUUCUUAUCCACUAGAAAAUCUAGUGUUUUCUCUUGCCGCUAACUCUCCCUCUCUCUGUUUUCUCUUGCACUGCUCUCACAGUCACCUUGCUUCGUUUGUUUGGUUUUUUGAGCAUCUGGCCGGCCAUGGAUACAACAUCUCUCGUGAUUAAUCAUCGUCAGUCUCUAUCUCGCAUCAUCAAACUUCCCCAUGUACCCAAAUCUUAUGCUUUCUCCUCCUUUCAAUCCUUUCAGACCAGACAACUCCUAAACAAACAGCUCUCUUUCCGAGCUACAUCUCCUGCUGCGGUACAAAGAGACAACUACGAAACUGCCUCCUUCGUGGAAGACGACGACGAAUCGUACGGAGAAGUCAACAGAAUCAUCGGAAGCCGGAUGGCGGCAGGAGGAGGCGGAGCCGCCAUGGAGUACCUAAUCGAGUGGAAAGACGGUCAUUCCCCCUCGUGGGUCCCGUCCAGCUACAUCGCAGCAGACGUGGUGUCCGAAUACGAGACACCGUGGUGGACCGCCGCGAGGAAAGCCGACGACCAGGCACUCGCUCAGCUUCUCGAAUCGUCGGAAGGUCGCCGCGACGCCAACACGGUAGACGAGAACGGAAGGACGGCACUUCUUUUCGUGGCGGGGCUAGGUUCCGACAAGUGCGUAAGGCUUUUGUCCGAAGCUGGAGCCGAUCUUGACCACCGUGACAUAAGAGGCGGCUUAACCGCGCUGCACAUGGCGGCCGGGUACGUGCAACCGGAUGCGGUGGCGGCGCUGGUGGAGCUCGGAGCGGAUGCUGAGGUGGAAGACGAGAGAGGGUUGACGCCGUUAGAGCUGGCGAGGGAGAUUCUGAAAACGACGCCGAAAGGGAACCCGAUGCAGUUCGGUCGGAGAAUAGGGCUGGAGAAGGUGAUCAGCAUUCUUGAAGAUCAAGUGUUCGAGUACGCGGAGGUGGAGGAGAUUUUGGAGAAGCGAGGGAGAGGGAAAGACGUGGAGUAUCUGGUGAAAUGGAAGGACGGUGGAGAUUGCGACUGGGUGAAAGGUGUACACGUGGCGGAAGAUGUGGUGAAGGACUACGAAGCUGGGCUUGAGUACGCUGUGGCGGAGAAGGUGAUGGGAAAGAGGAUGGGGGACGAUGGCAACACUGAGUAUCUUGUCAAAUGGACUGAUAUGGCUGAUGCCACGUGGGAGCCUGAGGAGAACGUUGACAUUAGCCUUGUGCAACUCUACGAACAAGAAGAAGAGGCUCAACCUGUUAAUGAGCUUGAGCUUGGGAUAAUUAAGGAAUAACGCCAUGAUUUUUGUUUUGUUUUCUUUCUUUCUAUUGAAAUUUUCUUUUUAACUAAAUAUUUCACAAAAAGGGCAUUUGUCAAUGAUGUGUUAGAAAAUUUGCCGAGAGUACUGGAACACUUGGUGAAUUCUAAUUUCACAAAGAAGCAUUUCUUAAUUAGUCUGGCUAGUUCUCUGCUGAGAUUAGAACAAAAAUAGCUCAAUUCAAGCUCUGUUUGUACAUUCUUGCAAAUGCCAUCAAUUGAUAUUUGUUCUUCUAUGCCAA